AUGUCGCAACCAGUCAUGGUUUCUGGACCCAUAUCACCUCCCAAAUCGAAGAAUUCAAGAUGGACCUACCUCGACAAUGUCCGCAGGCACCCAGGACCAUUCACGGGGGAGACCUUCAAUUCGAGCGAAGAGGCGGUCAGCUUGAUGGACAAUUUAAAAGUCCUAGUCAUCGGCGCAGGAGGACUUGGGUGCGAAAUAUUAAAGAACUUAGCUCUGUCGGGAUUCAAACAAAUACAUGUGAUCGAUAUGGACACUAUCGACGUCUCGAACCUCAACAGGCAGUUUCUCUUCCGAGCCAGCGAUGUUGGGAGCUCGAAAGCAGAAGUAGCAGCGAGAUUUGUGGAAAAAAGGGUCCGAGGUGUUUCGAUUACACCGCACAACUGCAAAAUUCAAGACAAGGACGAUGACUUCUAUAUGCAAUUCAACAUUAUUGUUUGUGGAUUGGAUAGUGUUGAGGCUAGGAGGUGGAUCAAUUCUACGUUGGUAAAUUUAGUCGACGAUGAGAAUGAGGACAGUCUCAAGCCCCUGAUUGAUGGAGGAACAGAAGGGUUCAAAGGCCAAUCCAGAGUUGUGUUCCCAACGAUAACAUCCUGUAUCGAGUGCCAACUAGAUAUGCACGCCCCCAGGGCGGCUGUUCCGUUAUGCACCUUGGCAACAAUUCCCCGUCAGCCUGAACACUGUGUAGAGUGGGCUCAUAUUAUCGCAUGGGAGCAAGAGAAUCCAUUUCCAACACUCGACAACGAUGACCCCGAACAUAUUACAUGGCUAUACAAAAAGGCUCUUGCCCGAGCACAAGAAUUCAACAUCCAGGGUGUUACCUACUCCCUCACCCAAGGCGUGGUAAAGAAUAUCAUCCCUGCAAUUGCAUCUACAAACGCCAUCAUAGCUGCCAGCUGCUGCAACGAAGCUUUCAAAAUUGCAACGCAAACCAACCCGUCUCUUGGAAUGGCAGAAAAUUACAUGUACUACACCGGCAACGAUGGCAUCUACAGCUAUACCUUCGAGCACCUGAAAAAAGAUGACUGUCCCGUUUGUGGAAAUCUUGCUCGCGAUAUCGAAGUCGACCCUAAUUUUACACUUCAAGAAUUCAUCGACUCGUUGGCCGAAAGAGCAGAGGCACAGUUAAAGAAGCCUUCGAUCCGGGCUGAUCGAACUUUGUAUAUGCAAAGUCCCCCUAGUUUGGAGGAGCAGACCAGGCCAAAUUUGGUGAAGAAGAUGGGGGAAUUGGUUGGCAAUGGCGAUGAAAUUGGAGUUACGGAUCCUUCGUUGGGGGCAGUGAACUUUAAAUAUAAGGUCAAGUUCUCGAGGGAGUUUAGGGGUGCAGUUGUGAAGGAGAAUAUAGAUUAG
Venustampulla echinocandica is the source of this 1347-nucleotide messenger RNA. Its product is annotated as Activating enzyme of the ubiquitin-like protein. Gene Ontology annotation, biological process: protein neddylation. Gene Ontology annotation, cellular component: cytoplasm; nucleus. Lineage: Eukaryota; Fungi; Ascomycota; Leotiomycetes; Helotiales; Pleuroascaceae. The record is from RefSeq and is a predicted model, not a curated record. Bases 1 to 1347 code for a protein of 448 amino acids. Gene Ontology annotation, molecular function: NEDD8 activating enzyme activity. The transcript is spliced from 6 exons.